AGAAAAAUCUAAUGACAUUACCCUUUACUGUCAUUUCGUGGUUAGAUAAAAAUAUAUAAUAGAGAAAAAUCUAUACAUACAUCCCUGCUCGGUUAAUAGCGAAUAUAAAUAUAUUCGCUAUUUAUUUAAAUAUUUAUGGCUUCAUGUAUAUUUCUUUAUCUUUACGGCUGUAUCUUUAGAGUCGAUUCGAGAUUGGAGCUAACGCCAAAUUACAUACAAUGCGGCCUGAACGACAUACUAACGAUAUCGGCACCGAUCGUCAACCACAACGUAACUAUAUUCCACCUGACUCAGCCAAACGGAGUCACCAGAAAGCUAAACGUCACUCAAUCCAUCGACGCUUUUAAACCAGAUAGCCACGAAAAUUCUGUUGUUGUUAAAUACAACAGAGAAAAACAAAAAGUUAUGACACUUCUCAAUAACUACAAAUUAAAUAAUGUCAAUUUAGGGCUGCUGAUUGGACAUGAUAGUGAUAUAUUUGAAAAAAACUUGUCUAGUAUGAAAGAAAAUGAGUUCAUGAUAGGUCCUGUAAGCGAAGAGGACCACGGGAACUGGGUACUGAGUAUGUAUGCCAAGGAAAAUGGUAAAUGGUUGGAGAUUUUUCAAGUUAUUAACAUAAAAAUUAAAGAAUAUCUUCCACCAAAAGAAAAAUCGAAAACUCUUCGAAAGGGCGACACGUUUCGCUUUGGAUUCGCGUAUCCUAUACCUAAGCUGGAGAGUUGCGAGUUCACAGCGCCUAAAACCACAUUCGACAGAUGGUACGACCGAGACCAGGAUAACAUGGACCAUUGCAUGUUUGUGGUGAACAACGUUACCAAGGAAGACGAGGGUCUGUGGAUGGUGGUCGGUGUAGGGCGAAUAGUCUACAUUACACAGACUUUUUUGAACGUUGACGAUCCACAAGCAACUCGUUCGACCAAGUCCGUCAAGGAACUGACGCGACUGUUAACCCAUCACCUCUUCAGUCUGUGGACGCUACCUAGAAAUGUUAAAAGUACAAAUGGUUCAACAUCUCUAGCAACAAAAUAAAAGACAAAUAACCUACAAAGCCUUAGAGACACAAGGACUGGAGUUUAAACUAUUUCUCAUUUUAUUUAUGGUCUCAUUGUAAUAUCAUGCCGGUGUUUAUAGCCUAUCGAUUAAGUAUUUUUUCGUAAAUAAGUUUAAAAAUUAGUAUUCUAAGCCGAAUGGCACCUUUAGAAGUGUACAAAAACAUUACAACUUGAAAGUAUUACUUGAAUGAUUAUUUGCGUAUGCAAUUUAUUUACAAUACUUACUAUUAUAAUAUUUAACUGAUUUAGGUAUAAAUUUGUAUCUGUGAUGUUAUAUGAAAAUUACACAGGGAUUUACUUAUUUAAGUUUACAUGUUCAUACGAAA
Messenger RNA from Plodia interpunctella (Indianmeal moth), 1378 nucleotides. RefSeq lists its product as uncharacterized. Lineage: Eukaryota; Metazoa; Arthropoda; Insecta; Lepidoptera; Pyralidae. The record is from RefSeq and is a predicted model, not a curated record. The transcript has 4 exons. The coding region runs from base 136 to 1029 and encodes 297 amino acids.